Messenger RNA from Eruca vesicaria subsp. sativa (arugula), 2368 nucleotides. Lineage: Eukaryota; Viridiplantae; Streptophyta; Magnoliopsida; Brassicales; Brassicaceae. The record is from the annotation of a GenBank genome assembly.
UAAGAUAAACAAGAAACACGACUUUCUUCAUCAUCAUCACCUUCUCUUCCUUUUUUUUUUGCUUGAACACAACAACACCUUCUCUUCCAAAUUAUCUUUUCACAAACAUGGCUUCACCAUUGCUUGGUCCACCAGAGCUUCAAAACUCCAACACCACAUCCUCUGCACCAAGCGAUCCAUUCAUGGACCUAAUGGUUGCAAACUUCAACAAGUCAACCAAAGUCAACGUCUCCUCUUCUCCACCGAUGGGCCUAACCGAGAACGGAUCCGCUACAUACCUAUCCGCAGGUAACCCUUGUCUUGACUUCUUCUACCACGUUGUCCCCAGCACUCCCAAGGAAUCUUUAGAGCAGAGACUCUCCACGGCAUGGAGCCACGACGCGUUGACAACUCUCAAGCUUAUCUGUAACCUUCGUGGAGUCCGUGGAACCGGAAAAUCAGACAAGGAAGGGUUUUACACUGCGGCGCUUUGGCUACACGGUUGCCACCCCAAAACCCUAGCGUGUAAUCUUGAUUCUUUAUCCAAGUUUGGAUACUUUAAAGACUUUCCGGAGAUUCUUUAUAGGAUUCUACAAGGGUUUGAGAUCCGUAGGGUUCAGAAAUCUGAAUGGGAACAGAGGAAAGGUCGUUCCGGUGUUGUUCGAGCUGCACCUAGACGAUUUGGUAGAGGUAGAGGUAGAGGAAGAGCUCCUUUCUCUGUUAGUUCGUCGAGAUCCUCUCGUGGACGUAAGAAGCCUGCGGAGACUAGGGAGAUGAGGAUAGCGAAUGCAGAGAAGAGGAACCAAGAAGAGAAGGCGAAAGCUAGCUUGGAUCGCAAGCUUGAGAAGAUCUCCAUGGGGAAGAAAGUUUCCACAAGAUACUCUCAAGAUCCAGAUUACCGUUUCCUCCACGAACGCGUCUCUGACCUCUUCGCGGAUUACUUAAAGAAAGAUCUCGAGUUCUUGACUUCCGGAGAAACUAACAAGAUCUCUUUAGCGGCUAAGUGGUGUCCUUCUCUCGACUCUUCCUUCGACAAAGCAACGCUUCUCUGCGAGAGCAUCGCUAGAAGAAUAUUCCCUCGUGAGUCUUUCCCUGAGUACGAAGGCGUUGAGGAAGCUCACUACGCUUAUAGAGUACGUGAUCGUCUAAGGAAGCAAGUUUUAGUUCCUUUAAGAAAGACUCUGCAGCUCCCAGAGGUUUACAUGGGAGCUAAAGAAUGGGGAUCUCUUCCUUACAACAGAGUAGCUUCCGUGGCGAUGAAGUCUUACAAGGGGACAUUCUUGAACCACGAUGCAGAGAGGUUUAAGCAAUACCUCCAAGACGCGAGGGAAGGUAAAACGAAAAUCGCAGCCGGCGCUGUGUUACCUCACGAGAUCAUCGGUGAGUUAGACGGAUAUGACGGUGGAGAAGUCGCUGAGCUGCAGUGGAAACGAAUGGUUGAUGAUUUAAAGAAGAAAGGCUCCUUGACUAGCUGCAUCGCAAUCUCUGACGUGUCAGGAUCCAUGGCGGGAGAUCCAAUGGAGGUUUCCGUUGCCUUAGGUCUUCUCAUAUCCGAGUUGACUGAUGAGCCGUGGAGAGGAAAGUUGAUAACGUUCAGCGCAGACCCUGAGCUCCAGGUUGUGCAAGGAGAAGAUCUUUGGACAAAGACUAACUUUGUUAGGAGGAUGGAGUGGGGAAUGAACACUGAUUUUCAGAAAGUUUUUGAUCUGAUUUUAAAAGUUGCGGUUGAUGGGGGGUUGAAACCGGAGCAGAUGAUCAAGAGAGUGUUUGUGUUCAGCGACAUGGAGUUUGACCAAGCUAGGUCGUCGGUGACUUAUUAUAGUAAUCGAACGUAUAGUUAUAAUAAGAGGGAAGAGAAUGCAUGGGAAACGGACUACGAGGCGAUUGCUAGAAAGUAUAGGGAGGCAGGGUACGGUGACGUUGUGCCGGAGAUAGUGUUUUGGAACUUGAGGGACUCGAGGUCUACGCCUGUGCCUGGGAGUAAGAAGGGAGUGGCGUUGGUGAGUGGGUUUUCGAAGAAUUUGAUUAAAAUGUUUUUGGAUAAUGAUGGAGUGAUUGAUCCCAUGGCGAUUAUGGAGAAGGCUAUAUCGGGAGUAGAGUAUAGUAAGCUUGUUGUUAUUGACUGAAAAGAUUUAUGCUAUUGUUGUUUUUUGAUGUUUUUGCUGAAUUAUUGUGGCACAGUCCCGGCGUGAUAUUUAUCUACUGCAGUUGAAUGAAUGUAUUUAUCUACUUUUGCCUUUCUCAAAGACAGGCUUGAAAUUUGAAUCCCACACCUUACGAGCCUUCUUGAGCAAAAGCCCAUCAUUGGGCUUGAAAGGCCUGAUAUUUGAGCACUCUACUUUGACAGAACAUGGCCCUUUAAACCUUUUAAGCAAACUGAAGAUUAAGC